Molecule: messenger RNA, 673 nt
Organism: Halichondria panicea
Lineage: Eukaryota; Metazoa; Porifera; Demospongiae; Suberitida; Halichondriidae
Exons: 6
Coding region: 101-580 (159 amino acids)
Source: RefSeq, a predicted model, not a curated record
AUUAUGCUGCAUAAACCUUGCUGCACAACCAAGAGCUGCACAAUUUGCAGACAGAAGACUCUUUCAAGCAAGCAAAAAAGCAAACAAAAAAGCAAACAAGAUGAAAGUUCUCCUUUUACUCGCUGCAGUGGUUGCUAUAGGACAGGCCCAUCUCUGCUUAGUCUUCCCAAAACAAAGAGGCAACAUCACUGGCUUGAACAUGGCAGGAGCGGAUAAUUGCCUACUUGUAAAGGAUGCACCAUGUGGUGGCCGUCCAGCAGAGAUGCCAGAGGUUACAUUUGAGUCUGGAAUGAAUGCCACCAUCAUCUUCCAGAAGAACCUUGACCACUGGGUCAUGGCAACACCAGGAAUGUUUGAAAUCAACCUUUGGGGCAUGAAAGGCAAAAUGAACCUCAUGACAGUCCCUGAUAUGGGCCCUAACAUGGGCCAACCCUCUGGUACUCUUUACACAGUCUCUGUGCCAAUGCCAAAAAUGGAAAUGGAAAAGGCUAUACUGCAGGUGGUCUACAUUACUAAGAAUCCUAUGGCUCCAGCUAUGUUCUACCAGUGUGCUGAUGUGAACGUUAUGAUGAAGCGUUGAACACUUUCUAGACGAGAGUAUAGUUGAACCUGAUACUGAAUUAGUUAGUACUGAGUUUUAUAUCCAAAAUGUUCUAAUACAGUGCUCUUUGAA